This is a messenger RNA of Symbiodinium sp. CCMP2592, 2502 nucleotides long. The record is from the annotation of a GenBank genome assembly. Lineage: Eukaryota; Dinophyceae; Suessiales; Symbiodiniaceae.
AUGCUUGGGCGUUGGGCCCUUAUCUUGAUAGCCUUUGUACAGAGCCAUGCAAACCGACUGCGUCUCGCCGGUGAGCAGCUCGAGCAGGGUGACUGGCUGGUUUCCAGGCUGCUGAACGCGCGGAUGUGGACUUGGAACUCCGGGAAGGCCGACUUGAAGGAGGAAGCUUUGAGGCUCUCGCAGAUCGAAGCAGACUUCAUCGUUAGCUGCCAAACGGAGGCAUCGAAGCCGCUGCGCGACUGGAUGCCGGCACAGUGGAAGGAAGUGGCACAUGGGCAGCACUGGGGUGCUGCUGGCGGCAACAUCAACGCUCAGAUGGCUUCCUUGUUUGCGCGGCGUCCGCUCAAUGGCGAGUUCAUCGGCAACUCUUCCGAGGUGAUCUCAAUGACACCGUGGAGUAGCGUCCUAGGACCUGAGCACCACAUCGCUUUCGCGAAAGCCGAUGCGUCAUCAGAAGUCUUGCUCUUCAGCACCCAGACACAGGUCUUAGCCUCGGACUACAAGGGAAAGGGCGGUGUGGCCAUGACGCUCAGCUUCCCUGCAUCUCCGGCACGGCCCGCCACGCGCGUGGACUUCAUUUGCGCCCACCUCGACAGCGAGUCCGCAAACAAGCGCCACAUGGGCAUCACUUACUUGUUGUCCAAACUGCGAGCCCGUGACAAGAAGAGCAAGAUUCUGAGCGAGGAAGUGAUCUCGAAAUCGGGUGAGCUCAAAAAACCCUGUGGCAUUUUCGAUCGAGAUUCCCCCACCUGUGACCUUCCUGAAGUCGAAGGCCUAGACGAAGGACCAGAUGCAGUCAUCAUGCUUGGUGAUCUAAAUUUCCGCCUACGGCAAGGGGAGCUUGGGGAAAGCGAAAAUCCACUUAGCACCAUCGAAGCACAGCUCUUGUCCCCAGCUGGUCGUCGCAAGCUUGCGGCAAACGAUCCGCUCUGGGAUCAGAGUCCUUUUGCUGAUAGUUUGGUGAAGUCGGUGGAAGACAACUCUGGAUUCGGCUUCACCUGCAACGAGCCUUACACCGAUUACCUUCCCACUUACAAGCGUCAUGGUGCACAGGAGUGCAAACUUCUCGGAGAGAAGCUUGCCAAUUGCGGUGGUGCAGACCAUCGGCAAGAAAGCGCGUCUUAUUGCCACAUGGACGAGCUACUGAACUUGACGAGGAACUGCUACAUGAAGCCUAGCAAGAAAGACGGAAACUUGACCUGGGCAGCGAAGCACGAAGAUUUGCAACUGGGGUGGCUAGACCGCUUCUGCUUUAGAACCACGAGAAGAGGGUCAGAGUCAGAAUUGAGCCUUUCAUUGAAAGACAAUGCAGGCUGGAUGGAUUAUCCGGGAGCCGCAGACGGCCAAAAUGGUUCUGAUCACAUGCCGGUGGAAGCGAUGCUGCAGAUUGGCCAUGCAAAGUGCUCCUGCCCUGCAGCUAGCGACGGCAUCAUGAUAGAAGGCUGUGACAACGCAACAGUCGCCGGCCCCGUUUUUCGGACCGGCGAGCUCACUUCAGUCCGAUGCGAAGGAGAUUCGUGGAUGGUAGAUAAGCAUGGCCGCCAUGUCGAGUCCAUCAUGUUUCAGUGUCUUCACGAUGGAUCAAUCGCACCUGUGGACCGCCGGUCCGAGAUCUUCGAUUGGACAUGCCGUAAAGUUUGCAAAGGUUAUGCAGGCCCUGGUCCAGUGAUGGAUGGCGCGCUGGUCUAUCCAUCCUGUCCCGAUCCUUCCCUGGUGUAUUUGGGAGCCACUGUCCUUCGUUGCAGAGACGGCCACUUGGGCACCUUGGCGGCGCACGAAGUCAUGCCAAGUUGUGUAAAGAGCUGCCACGUCCUUCCUCCCUUAGCGGGGGAUGCUUGGGUGAAGUCACAGUUGCCUGCUUCAGAGCAGCUUCUCUCGGGAGAUCACGCACGGGAAAUUCGGUCCCGCUUCGCGGAAAGCAAAGUCUUGGUGCUUGACGGCGGCGAGCAGCACUAUGAAUGCCAAGGGUCCUGCACAGUCUUGGGCACAUCUACAGCCAAAUGCAUCGAGAGUGAAAUGCAGCCAGCCAUUCGCUGCGCCUGUCGGCUUACAUUGGUCGUUCAGUCAGCAGUCUUCUCAAACAAGGAGCUGCAGUCUCAGGUCGACUACGUCAAACUUCAAUUCUUCAACGGAGCCACAACAGAAGAGCAGCUAGAGCAAAUGAGGCAAGGCAGUAAGUAUGUCGCGGCCAUGAAGUUCAGGCUUGAUGAGCUGCCUAAGUUGGGCAAAGAGCUCGAAAACCUGGCUGACCUGCAGGCUCAUGUGACUCUGUGUUCAAAGACAGCCGGGAGGAAGCGGCACUACUUCUCCUCAUGUCGCAUUCUCGCUGAGACAGACUUGCACCAUGCACAGUCCAUCAAGAAGCUCCUAGGGCAGGUCACUUCCACAGAAGGGCCCCUCACAGUGGACUUCAGAUUGAACGCGACAAGUGUGAAGUUGCAGUUCCACUACUCUGCAGCCGACCCGUCCGUGAAAGCAGAAGUGAGGCCGCAUAGCUUCUAG